This is a messenger RNA of Ficedula albicollis (Collared flycatcher), 5104 nucleotides long. It is a transcript of the gene LRCH3, whose product is annotated as leucine-rich repeats and calponin homology (CH) domain containing 3. Lineage: Eukaryota; Metazoa; Chordata; Aves; Passeriformes; Muscicapidae. The record is from RefSeq and is a predicted model, not a curated record. The transcript is spliced from 21 exons. Gene Ontology annotation, molecular function: protein binding. The annotation marks the transcript as partial.
GGGGUCAGCGGGACCCUCAGUUUGAGCGGCAGGAAGCUCCGGGACUAUCCGCGGGCCAGCGCCGCCAACCACGAUCUCAGCGACACCACCCAGGCUGACCUGUCACGGAACAGACUGUCGGAGCUCCCAGCAGAAGCCUGUCACUUUGUCUCCCUCGAGACUCUCAAUCUGUACCAGAACUGCAUUCGAUUUAUCCCAGAGGCUGUUUUGAAUCUACAGUCUUUAACAUUUCUAAAUAUCAGUCGAAACCAGCUAUCAACAUUGCCAGUACACCUCUGUAGACUACCACUAAAAGUUUUGAUAGCAAGUAAUAAUAAGCUGGUUUCAAUACCUGAAGAAAUUGGACAGCUCAGACAGCUGACAGAGCUUGAUGUGAGCUGUAAUGAAAUACAGACAAUACCUCCACAGAUUGGCAAUUUGGAAUCCUUGCGAGACCUAAAUGUCAGAAGAAAUAAUUUGGUGCGUUUACCUGAAGAGCUUGCUGAGUUGCCUUUGAUUCGAUUAGAUUUCUCCUGCAAUAAAAUAACAACAAUACCAGUUUGUUAUAGAAACCUCAGACAUCUUCAGACCAUCAUGUUAGAAAACAACCCUCUCCAGUCCCCCCCUGCACAGAUAUGUAUAAAAGGAAAAAUUCAUAUAUUUAAAUACCUGAACAUAGAAGCAUGCAAGAUCGCUCCAGAUUUGCCUGAUUAUGAUAGGAGACCCAUGGGAUUUGGAUCAUGCCAUGAGGAACUCUAUUCCAGUCGUCCGUACGGGGCACUCGAUUCUGGCUUCAACAGUGUGGACAGCGGAGAUAAAAGAUGGUCAGGGAAUGAACCAACAGAUGAGUUCUCAGAUCUCCCAUUACGUGUGGCAGAGAUCACCAAAGAGCAGAGACUGAGGAGAGAAAGUCAAUACCAAGAAAACAGAGGGAGUGCACUUGUAACUAAUGGUGGAGUGGAGCACGAUCUCGAUCAGAUUGACUACAUUGACAGCUGUGCCACAGAGGAGGAGGAGGAAGAGGUGAGGCAGCCCAAGUGCCUGGACACAGACAGCCUCAGCUCCCAGUUCAUGGCAUACAUCGACCAGAGGCGGAUCUCCAAUGAGAGCUCACCAGUUAAGCCUGUAUCCAUAAGAGAAUUUCAGAGAACAGAGGAUACAAGACGACAUUUACAUCAAAACAGGGAUACAGAUGAAUUACGAAGACCUGAAACUCUAAAUUUGAUGCAGGACAAAGAGCAUCACCAAGUACUAAGGAGUUAUGUGGACAGGACAGAGAGACCCCUGCCUGAUUCACCUUAUUUUCUCUCGCUAUCAAGUCACCACACCCAGGUGCCGAGCACAGAUUCGGAGCUGCAGCGCCGGCACAUCGAGCGCACCCGGCGGGAGGCGCAGCUGGCAGCCCGUCAGUACGAGGAGGAGAGGAUGAGAGCUAAGCAGAUGCAGAGAGAAGCUGUCCUUGACUUUAUUAAGCAAAAAGCCUCCUUAAGUCCUCAGAAGCAAAGUCCAAUGGACAGUGAGUGUCCCUUUCCAUCCAGAAGGUCUCAGCAUACUGAUGAUAGUGCCUUGUUAGUGAGUGAUGACAGAUCUACCAUCUCCCCUGGCUCACCUACCGCUCAGACAGUCCACCUUUCCCCUCCAUAUCCUGGCCAUGCAGCCCCGCCUUCCUAUAGAAACCCUUCCCAGCGACCUGAGAGUUUCCUUUUCCGAACAGCUGUCAGGGAUGAAGCCAAGAAAGCUGUUGCUUCAUCCUCUACCUGUGCCUUGUCUCCUGCUAAUGAUUCUGCAGAGCCUCGGGUGAGACAGAACUCCAAACAGCGGGAAGAGGAGCUGGAGCUGAUAGAGCAGCUACGCAAGAACAUCGAGGCGCGGCUGAAGGUGUCCCUGCCCAGCGACCUGGGGGCGGCUCUCACGGACGGCGUCGUUCUGUGCCACUUGGCCAACCACGUGCGGCCCCGCUCUGUCCCCAGCAUCCACGUGCCCUCCCCUGCUGUCCCUAAACUUACAAUGGCAAAGUGCAGACGAAACGUGGAGAAUUUCUUGGAAGCUUGCAGAAGGAUUGGAGUGCCUCAGGACAAUCUUUGUUCCCCUUCUGACAUUCUCCAGCUAAACCUCAGCGUUAAAAGAACAGUUGAGACUCUUCUUUCCCUGGGGACAGAUUCAGAAGAAUCCAGUCUUGUGUCCCUUUCCGUUCAGCUCUGGGGCUUUGUGGUGUUUUACUGUACUCUAAUGCUAACGCUCUGUAUGUUCUAUCGCUGGGUCUUUUUUCUCUAGUGAAGGAUAGUGGUGCUGCUUCCUCCCUCCGUCACUCCAGUGCUUGGGAACAGAUUCUGGGCUUUGCCAAGACUGUGUGUAUGAAGUGCUUUGUUUCCCACGGAUGGGACAGAGGUGACAAGUACGAUGUGCAAACACCUUGGUGCACCCACAGCACCAUCCAUGACCAAUUCCCAUUUGUAUUUGCUGUGUCACGUUGAGCAGAUGAAAUGCUUUCCAGGGGAGGAGGUGCUGUCCCUGGGCUCGAGCGAGGGCUGAGCUCAGGACACGUGGUGCAUGCUCUAGUCUGCUGACCAGUGGUGCAGUGAAAACUGCAGUGUCAGAUUGUGCCUCUGUUCCCCCAUCUGUAUAAUGGGAAAUGCAGCCACUUUGGUAAAUUGCUUGAGGAUUAUCUGAUGAAAAAUGUUAAACAAUGUGAAGUAUUUUUUUCAAUGUCAAUGUUCUCGAUGCGAUCUUACAGUCUUAGGAGACAUGGUCUGGUGUUGUCCACAGAACGUUCUAACUGGUUUGGUUUUUUACCCCCAGUCCUUUAUCCUGCUUCUGAGAGCAUUUGAUUUCUCAAAUUUAUAGACUCUGCUGUAUUGCUUUGAGUCAGGAUUUUUAAAACAACUGUCAAUGAAUCCUGAGCUACUUGAACUUUAUAACAGUUCAAGCAGAAAAUUCAGGGAAAUUAAGCUCUUCAACAGCUUUAAGAGAAAAGUUUUAUGGCACAGAAAGAAAAAUCUUUAUGAUCCUGUCAAGUGCUACAGAAUGUCGUAGCAUUUUACUGUGAUCUGGAUAAGACUUACCAAAAACUUGUUGAAUUGUCACUUGAUCUUGGGGUCGCUUGACCCCAACCCAAGCUUGUUCCAUGCUUAUUCCCUUCUUUGUCUUAUCCUGUCAGAAACACUUGCAUCAUGCAAUUGCACAAAUAUAAGUCCCAGCUGCACAAGCACUCCUCACUGUUUCACAAAACUCAGGUAGUCUUCCAUAAAGCUUCACAGCCUUUCCCUCCCCAGGGGAAGCAUCCUGGUGCUUUAAUGCUUUAAUGUCUCAGGGACACCUCAGAGCUUCAGGGCACUCCCCAUGUGUCUAACAGACCAUGUCUCCUCAGAGUGGAGAUCCGUUCAGGGAGCUCUGCUCAGAGACCAGUGACAGGUAAGUGUUCAGGAAAUGGCUGUUCCAGAUGCCUGCUCAAUAAAUUUCUGUUGUAUCUGCAAGUGCAGUAAAUGGUUUGGAAGCCCAGUGCAAGUGGUGUUGGCAUUCCAGUCAUAACCUGGAACACCUCUGAAGCACAGUUUAAGGUACACAGGAGUUCAGUUGCAAAUGUGGUCACUACCAGUAAAAAUGUGUUACGUGUAUGGGGUCUCACAAGCUCUUGUACCAUGAAGUGAGUAGUUAUCAAAGGAGCAAGUAAGAGCUGCUGCCUUCUGUCCAGGUCACACAAAGUGUUCUGUCCAAGCCAAACAUCACUGAGUAAAGAAGGGACUUUUGAUAGGGGGAGAUUUGUUUUAUUUUUAAGUAAGCUAUUUUUGUACUGCUUACUGGUAUGAACUAAAAUGAACUCCUGUGUUUCUUAACUUCUAAUGAACACUGUGAUAAAAGCUGCAAGGGGUUUUACACUAACAGUGCCUUCCAGUUUUUAAAUUUUGUUUGUCAUUGCUGUCUGUGGUAUGGAGUCAUUCCAAAGCUUUUCCCCCUUAUCUGUUUGCAUACAUAAGAAAAAAGAUAAGGCAUAUUUACUCAAGUUUACAAGUAUUUUCUCAAAAAGCACAAUUUUUUCAUAGUAAUAUACAUUUGCUGGAAGAAAAAUGUAUUUUAGCCUGAGCAUAUGGCUUUCUAUGAGAAUUUCAGUCGGGGCUCACUUGUUUUCUCUGCUUGGAACUUUGCGGGAGGAGUGUUGGCUGACACGGUUUGUGCUGAAGGAUUUCUUUAACUUCAAAAAUCAGUUAAGACUCAAGGAGUGGAGAAAUGCCAGUUGAUGUGAAAAUAGCACAUGAAAAAUAGUCUCUGCAGCCCUAUAGGAAGGACACACUUGGGUUCUUUUCUGCGGAUACAGAGAACUGUUGGACAUGUAUCCUGACUGUUGUGGAGUGAGGAUGGCCAGGAGGUACCAAGGACUUCUGUAGGAUUAGGCUUUAAAUACAUCUUAGACUGAGAAUAGCACAACUAUUAAUAAACAGUUUGAAACCUCUUUUUGCAUGUUGCGUAUUACUGUUAUUCCUCAGGAUGAUUUUGGGGGCUGCCCACUAAGCAGGGGCACUUUGGGGACCUGAGUGAGUGGUAGUGACUCAUUCCUGCUCCCCAGCAAGCUUCCCUCACAGCUGUAGCUGAACAGGACUGUCUCCAAAAGGUGUGAUUUGGAAAGGAAGCUGUGGUUCCUCUCCUGCUCUGUGUUGUAGCACAUUGAUCAUACUGAAGCAAAGCUUCCCCCUCCUCAAGUUCAUCUACUUUGGUUUCAUAAACUGCUGCCAUCUCAGUGAGGGCAGAGAUGGUGGACAAUUUGCUAUUCAAUCCCCUUUCUCCCACAAUCUUUUUUUAAAUUCUUAUUUGUAGAAUUUUCUAUUGAAAAAGCACAAGAGAUUAGCCCAAGGCCAUCCUUCUUGAGUAGUCAAAGUCAUGGUUCCUUUGUCACAAGCAGAAAUCUCAUGUCCUACCCCUGUGUGUGUGUGCUGCCUGUCCAUAACAUUUCAUAUUUCAGUCACCUUUUGCUUAAUUUUUUUUUUCUUUUCAGUUGAGUGGUUUUCAUCCAUUUUGUUUUUGUCUUUGUUUUGUUCCCCAUUCAGGAGCAAUUAUGUUUGCCUCUGCAUAUUUUAGAAGAGAAGGGUUUGACACAGGUAGCUGUGACUGUCCAGGCGCUCCUGGAGCUGGC